Molecule: messenger RNA, 2732 nt
Organism: Notolabrus celidotus (New Zealand spotty)
Lineage: Eukaryota; Metazoa; Chordata; Actinopteri; Labriformes; Labridae
Product: WD repeat-containing protein 5-like
Exons: 13
Coding region: 246-1241 (331 amino acids)
Molecular function (GO): protein binding
Source: RefSeq, a predicted model, not a curated record
ACGCAUGCGCAGUGACAGCUCCGUGCUCUCCAGCAGCACAUUCUGGUUCUACAGUUAGCUGAAGCUAGCUGGCUAGUUUCCGCCUGCACUUAUAACGGUCCUAUUCAGGGACCAGGUGCAUCCCUCCAGACCCGGUCCGGACAGUUACCACACGGUACCGGCUCUGAAAGGGGGUCUACGAAGACUGCAGAGGGAACUGAGAAUCAUAACAGAGCUAACAGGAGCUAGCCUCAGAGCUGGACAACAUGGCGACAGAGGAGAAGAAACCAGAGACAGAAAACAUCAAACAGUCUUCAUCAUCAGGGUCCGGGAGUAAGUCGAAUCCAGCUAAACCAAACUACACAGUCAAGUUCACGCUGGCUGGACACACGAAGGCCGUCUCCUCUGUCAAGUUCAGCCCCAACGGAGAGUGGCUCGCCAGCUCCUCCGCAGACAAGCUGAUAAAGAUUUGGGGAGCGUUCGAUGGAAAGUUCGAGAAAUCCAUUGUCGGACACAAACUGGGGAUCUCUGAUGUGUCCUGGUCUUCGGACUCUAACCUGCUGGUUUCUGCGUCCGACGACAAAACACUGAAGAUCUGGGACAACAACUCGGGGAAGUGUCUGAAGACUCUGAAGGGUCACAGUAACUACGUCUUCUGCUGUAACUUCAACCCUCAGUCCAACCUGGUGGUCUCUGGAUCGUUUGACGAGAGCGUUCGUAUCUGGGACGUCAAGACCGGUAAAUGUCUGAAGACUCUGCCGGCUCACUCGGACCCCGUCUCUGCUGUUCACUUCAACAGAGACGGCUCCCUCAUCGUCUCCAGCAGCUAUGACGGUCUCUGUCGUAUCUGGGACACGGCGUCAGGACAGUGUCUGAAGACUCUGAUCGAUGACGACAAUCCUCCGGUGUCUUUUGUUAAGUUUUCUCCAAACGGGAAAUACAUCCUCGCCGCCACACUGGACAACACGUUGAAGCUUUGGGACUACAGCAAAGGAAAGUGUUUGAAGACGUACACAGGACAUAAAAACGAGAAGUACUGCAUCUUUGCGAACUUCUCCGUCACAGGAGGGAAGUGGAUCGUGUCGGGCUCUGAGGACAGCAUGGUUUAUAUCUGGAACCUCCAGACCAAAGAGAUCGUUCAGAAGCUACAAGGACACACAGACGUGGUGAUCUCGACCGCCUGUCAUCCAACAGAAAACAUCAUCGCUUCAGCCGCUCUGGAAAACGACAAAACCAUCAAACUGUGGAAGAGUGACUGUUAGACUACAGGAGACCUGAACCUGAACUGUCCUCACCGGUCCUGAUCCACUCCACAGAUUAUCACUAAUAACACACAAUAACACAGUUUAAUCUCAUCUGAUGUGAACACACACAGAGAGCCAUGAGCACACAGUCUGAACAGGUCUGAUGGGUCCUGAUUCAAGCACUUCCUCCCUUUCACAAUAAGAGACACACUGAAGGAUAGAACCACUGCCUCUCUCUGAAGACUUUUAUUGUUAAAUAAUCAAAGAAAGAUUUUAUUUUAAAUGUAUUUAUGUCGUUUUAUGUCGUUUGGAGAAUCAUUCAAACACAAUCAGUGCAAAACUAUUACUGUAAACCCUCUAAUAUAACCCCCACAGAUUUAAAAGUCUAUGCAGACGUGUAGCUCGCUCUAGCACCUCCUGUCCUCAGCGACACGUAUGGUAGUUGAGCCGGACCUUCGGCGGCGUUGAUAGUUGUGAGGUACGGACGUAUCCACUGCCUGCGACCAAUUCAUGAAGACCCGUGCCCCGCCCCGCUGGGCUGGUCACUUGUCUUAACUUGAGAUCAAUCAAACCAGCACUCCUCAAGGUUUCUGUUCUUAACGAGAGUCCCAACACUUUGUUAAACUGUACGAUUGUGACCCGAUGAAGGAGGAACAUUAAAAAGUGGCGCUGCCAGACUGAUCUGCCUCACUAUGUAUUCAGCAUGCUUUGCACAUUGGAGCGCCACCUUCUGGGUGAAAUACCACGACACAUCAGAAUACCUCUCCGUGUUAUAUAUUGGUCGCACUGUGCGGAGGAUACAGCUCACUCUAUGAUUCAAAAAUGUUAAUUAGUGUGUCUUAUAUUCAGAGUUUUACGGAAAUUGUGAAUCAAUCAAUUGAAGCCAUAGAGGAGAGGGCAAAUGUGCAAAAAUACUUAAAUGAGUGACGCAUUGUGCGCAGUUUUAUUACAGACAUUACUCUCCUGUAGGUUCAUGAACGCACCACGCAUCUUUUAAAGGUAACUUGACCACUAAAAGCAGCUUGAUUGUAAUUUUCCCCCAAAAAGUGUUUCUUUUUCCACUAUAAAGAAUGUAAAAAUGUACCAUAACGUUGGUAUAACAGGAAAAUAAAACUGAAAACAAGUUCAGUGGAGUUUAACAGACGGGGACAAUUUAAGUCCACUUAAACCACCUGGGUGGUUUAAGUGGACUUGACAUGUCGAAAGAGCCACGUUUGUCCUUUUGUCUUUGUUUAAAAUACAGUGAAAUCUGCCUUUAAAUUAAACAAUAUUUUAAGAAAACACAACCCAGAAAGGACCCACCCACUGACCUCUGACUCAUCUGCUGCUAUAGUAACCGUGUGUAUAUGGCUCUUCGUGCUGUGGAACCAUCUGAUUGGACAGUGAGCAUCAGCACGUUCCUCAUACCGUCUCCUCAACCUUCAAAUCAGCAGAGCCUGAAAAAAGACGAAUAAUGUGCAGAAGGAUUUUUUUUUCCAGUUAUUUGUAAAUAAAGAUUUUUGAAUAUGA